AUGAAACCGUCUUGGCUGGGGUUGUCCCUCCUCUCACUGUUGGCAGCGCCUGUUUUGGGCGCGCCUUCAGAUGAAACCUUGGACGAGAAACCAGGUCAUACACUUGCCAAGAGGUGGGAUCGUGGAUUGGAUCCUGAGACACUUUCAAUAUUCAAUGGCGUUGAAGUGCCCCCGUUGACACAGCUGACACCGGAGAAUUUCGAGGAAGUUACCAAGGAUGGUCAUUGGAUGAUCAAACAUUACUCUCCUGGUUGCCCGCAUUGCCGGACAGCGGCCCCUAUGUACCAAACUCUGUAUGAGUACUAUUAUACCUCCAACCCCUUCUUCGCAUCCCCGACAAAGCCCGAUGAGCUCAAGUCUCAGGAAACUUUCACCAGCUACUACAAUCUCCAUUUCGGCUCCAUCAACUGCCAGGUCUAUGGCGACUUCUGUACGAAGAUGGGUGUAGAAUUCUUCCCCGCGUUUGCAUUUUAUCAGGCGGGCAUCCAGAAAGAGCCUCCUGCUGGUAUCAAAACGAUGUCGGAUAUUGAUAACCUGAUCGAGACCAAGCUUGAGACAAUCAAACCCGGGUCUCGACCUCCUCAAGGUGUCGAAAUCCCAAAAACCGGCGCUAAGAGCAUGGAAAUGACCGCCAAGCCUGAAGUGGUCAAGCCUGGUGCGAAAACAGCUGUCGAGAAGCAGAGCAUCGAGACAGCAGAAUUGGAGGGCGUUAGUGCCGAGUCCGUCAAGGCCAAGCUCCAAGGACGGCCUGCUAAUCCCCAGGGUGUUUCAAUUCCACUCACUGCGGAGAGUUUCCAAAGCCUUGUCACGACUACCCACGACCCUUGGAUCAUCAAGUUCCAUGUUCCUUGGUGCGGCCAUUGCCAAGCCCUUGCCCCGAACUGGAACUCGAUGGCCAAAGAGAUGAAGGACACUCUCAAUGUUGGUGAGGUGAACUGCGAGCUUGAGAAGCGACUCUGCGAGGAUGCCCGCGUCAGUGCCUACCCGACGAUCUAUUUCUUCCGUGGCGGCGAGAGAGUUGAAUAUACUGGUCUCCGUGGUUUGGGAGAUCUGAUCUCAUACACCAAUAAAGCCGUAGGGGUUGGCUCGAGCAUUCAAGAUGUCGACGCCACUACAUUCAAAGAGUUGGAACAGACUGAAGAGGUUUUGUUCUUGUAUCUCUACGAUCACGCAACCACGUCUGAAGAUUUCGAGGCUAUGAACCGCCUCACCCUCAGCCUUGUGGGACACGCUCGUAUUGUCAAGUCCGACAGUGCUGCUCUUUCAGAGCGGUUCAAAAUCUCCACUUGGCCUCGCCUUCUGGUCGUCCGCGAUGGACGUCCAAAUUACUACAAUGCUCUUGCCCCCAAAGACAUGAGGGAUUUCCGUCAAAUUCUCUCCUGGAUGCAGACUGUGUGGCUACCCAUUGUUCCCGAACUCACUGCCUCCAAUGCUCGAGAGAUUAUGGACGGCAAGUUUGUGGUUCUGGGACUCCUGAGCCGCCGCCGGAGUGACGACUUUAAGCAGUCCAGGCGCGAGUUGAAGGAAGCCGCUCUCGAGUGGAUGGACAAGCAGGUUCAACUGUUCCGCCUCGAGCGCGCUGAACUUCGUGACUCCAAGCAACUGCGUAUCGAGGAAGCCGAUGACCGCGAUGAUCAGCGUGCUUUGCGCGCGGCAAAGAAUAUGCGUAUUACAAUUCGCGAGGACGACAAGAAGCAAGUCGCCUUUGCUUGGGCCGAUGGCGACUUUUGGGAGCGCUGGCUGCGCACCACCUAUGGUAUUGAUGUGGAGACUGGUGACCGAGUCAUUAUCAAUGAUCAAGAUAACCGCCGCUACUGGGAUACUGCCUCAAGUGGAGCCCCUAUCAUGGCCUCGCGAACCUCUAUUCUUGAGACCAUUCCUCUCGUCAUCUCUUCUCCAUCGAAACUGUCACCUAAGUCUACCAUUGGCACCUUUGAGACGAUCUUCUUUUUCGCUCGGUCCCUUCUCAGCAGCCAUCCCAUCCUCUUCUUCAUCAUCCUGGGUGCUGUGAUUACUGUGGCCACCAUCCUUGGACGUGGGCGCCUCAGGCGCAGCGUUUCACGCGGUGGUAUCAUUGGAAACUCCAGCAACAAUGGUGGCUUCUUCCACCUGGACGGCAAGGAAGGUUUCCUGAACGGAGGCUCGACCGACAAAGUCGACUAA
Molecule: messenger RNA, 2163 nt
Organism: Penicillium paradoxum
Lineage: Eukaryota; Fungi; Ascomycota; Eurotiomycetes; Eurotiales; Aspergillaceae
Product: putative disulfide isomerase
Exons: 4
Coding region: 1-2163 (720 amino acids)
Cellular component (GO): endoplasmic reticulum
Molecular function (GO): protein disulfide isomerase activity
Source: RefSeq, a predicted model, not a curated record